Messenger RNA from Myodes glareolus (Bank vole), 2790 nucleotides. It is a transcript of the gene Bphl, whose product is annotated as biphenyl hydrolase like. Gene Ontology annotation, molecular function: serine hydrolase activity. The record is from RefSeq and is a predicted model, not a curated record. NCBI's taxonomy places the organism in Eukaryota, Metazoa, Chordata, Mammalia, Rodentia, Cricetidae.
CCCAGUUGGGCGCACGCGCGGUUCCGCUAGGAGGAGCAACCUGGAGCUAUGGCGGCUGCAGCGGUACACCCUGCGUCUCUGCGACUGCGGCUGCUCCUCUCGCCCUUGAAAUCCAGGACCCGCGUGCCGCAAGCGGAGCCCGCAGCCGCCUUCGGUACUGCAGUGACUUCGGCCAAGGUGGCUGUUAAUGGCGUUCACCUGCACUACCAGCGAACGGGAGAAGGGGAGCAUGCAGUCCUCCUGCUCCCUGGGAUGCUGGGAAGUGGAAGCACCGAUUUUGCACCACAACUUCAGAACCUAAACAAGAAGCGCUUCACAGUGGUGGCCUGGGACCCUCGAGGAUACGGACAGUCCAGACCCCCAGAUCGAGACUUCCCACUGGACUUUUUUGAAAGGGAUGCAAAGGAUGCUGUUGACUUGAUGAAGGUGCUGCAGUUCAAGCAGGUCUCCCUCCUGGGCUGGAGUGAUGGGGGCAUAACUGCACUCAUUGCUGCUGCUAAGAACCCAUCUUACGUCCGCAAGAUGCUGAUCUGGGGAGCGAACGCCUACGUCACUGAGGAAGAUUGCAGGAUUUACCAGGGUAUCCGAGAUGUUUCUAAAUGGAGUGAGAAGGCAAGGAAACCUCUGGAAGCCCUCUAUGGAUAUGACUACUUUGCCAAAACUUGUGAGAACUGGGUGGAUAGCAUCAGCCAGUUUAAAGAGCUGCCAGAUGGUAACAUCUGUCGGCACCUGCUGCCCCUGAUCCAGUGCCCAACCCUCAUUGUGCAUGGGGAGAAGGAUCCAUUGGUCCCACGCUUUCAUGCUGACUUCCUUCACAAGCAUGUGAAAGGGGCACGGUGCGAGGUAAUGUCCCAACCUGACCUGCAGCAGAUUGGACCAGCUCUACUCACAUUAGGGAAAGCAACUACCUUACUCAGCCUAUGGAUUCAGGUCUUAAUGUCAUCCCCAAACCCACACAGGAAGAGCUGCUAUAAUUUCUGAUCAAAUAACUGGGCACUGUGAGGCCUAGUCAAACUGGGAUUUCUCAAAGGCAUAAUCAAAGAAGAAAACCUUCUGUUCCUGUUAUGGGCAGCCAGAUUUGCAUGACUUUGGAGGUCUGCCAUUGGGGAUGAGAAAAAGGUCUGUGUAGCUUGCUGUUGUCCAGUUUCAUGAUGGACAAGAGCCCCUCACAAGGAACCAUCUGCUCCUUUGGCUUCCAGAGAAAGCAGAAGUCCCCACAGUUCUCCUGGCUGAUGUAUGGGUUCAGAGCGUAGUGAGAAUUUUGCCGCAUUCAUUCGGAGUGAAGAUGCUUUAACACAUUCAUUUUGGCCUCGUCACUGUUGGGCAGCUCUCACGGUUUCACUUGAAAGCUGACAAGGGUGAGAAUGGAGACAAAAUGGGACCAGGGAGAUCGGCAUCUUGGAUCACCAUGACUGAGAGGGGCUGGAUCUGCAACAGCUUCUUCCCAUAAGAUCUAGACUUUAUAAAGGUGCCACAUGCUAUAGGACCCCUCCCUUGCCAAUAGGAACUUUCGCCCUGUAGGUCCCCUUCACGACCAUCUGAGACAUGUGCUUAAUGACAGGCUUUCCUACUAAUUUUCCUGGAGAGUAUGAUUGUUUGAAAGCUACUCGUGAGGCACGUGCGUCCUUUUGUUGUCUGGGUAAGAACUGGGUCAGCUGCAGAGCGGCUGUCUGGCCAAGUGUUUAUGGCUGGCUGUUCUGGUCCUGUUCCCAAGAGGAUCCACAGUAGGUUCCACACAGUAAAGGGAAGAUUUGCAUAAAAACCUGGAAAGGCUUCAAGGAGAAUAAUUUUCUCCAUAAUUUCAUCCAUCCACGCAUGCAUGUAUCCAGUCUAUCCAUCCAUCCAUCCAUCCAUCCAUCCAUCCAUCCAUCCAUCCAUCUAUCCACCUAUCCAUCCACUCAUUCACCACCCACUGUCCAUCUCUGCAUCCACUAAUGUAUCCACCUGGCAUUUAGAGGAGUUCUCUCAUAUUUUUAGUAUAAAGGAACUCAUGUUUAUUUUCCCAAGAUCUAGACAUGUUGUAGAAAAACUUUAGGUUUUACUGUAUAACUAAAACAGGGAUGUACAGCUGGUCUCUUCCUGUUUUUAUUGGGAACCAGCGAAUUGUAGAAAUGGGACAGAACAGGUGGCAGCUGAGUUGGGCAUCUCUAGAUGUACUUCAGGAUGGUCAGGUCAGGGUUUUUUGGUCUCUGAACCCAACUUAAUUCAGAUAAAUGGUUGUAGUUUGGCCUAUACUUGUCCUUCUGCUACCUCAGCAUCCUGGGAAACUAAGCCUUGCCUGUAUCCCAAAAUCUGCAGCUUUUUGAGCAUCCCUGUAUCCCCAUGCCUGUGGAGUGUAGCUGGGUCAUCUUUGGGGCUGGACUAACGCAUCCCUUCUAAGAACACAUUUUGAACUUAAGAUAUUCUGGUUAUUAUUAAUAGCAUUAUUGACUUUACAGCUGUCUCUAAAAGAUACCAUCAAUAUAUAUUUCCUUUUUGCUUGAUUGUCUUGGUCCUCCCACUCCUGCCACUGGCGUAGCUGAGUUACAAGAGUCCCAACAUCUUCUGAGGAUAGCUGCCUUCCCCCAGUGUCUUCCCUAUUGCCUGCUGAAUUGCUAAGAGCAUCCAUCAUCAGUACUGCUGCUGAAAGACCAGAGACUUACAGGAUGGAUCAUUGGAAUUUCACUCCAGUCUAGUUCUUUUGACACCCAGUUGUCACUGUAGACAAGGCUGGAACUUGAGCUUGCCUCCUAAAAGCUUUGUUCAAACUUCUAUUUUUAUACUUUAGAAGCAAUAAAUAAGAUUUUUAAA